AUGGCUUCUGUGGUAGGAGAGAUCUCCCGUGCGGAACUGAAAGACACUCAUCUCAAGAAAGUGUCCAUCACCAACGUGAAGCAUUUGUCUUCAUAUAAUUGGAUUGAAGCAGCCUCACCUACGAUCGCUGUGCCCGGGAGCCCUGCCCUCUGGACCCCGCCGACGACCCCGAAAAAGAUAGAUAAAGACACUGGUUUGAUUUACAUAGCGCAGAACACCGCUCGCCAUCCCGACAGUCCACUCGAGCCGCUCUUCCGCUCCCUGUAUAUCGAGAACCCUUCCUUCAGAAUCGACUCGGUCGAUCUCGUGACGGACCGCAACAACAUCCGCAAGCUUCUAUCAUUUGUCAGUCCACCAUUAUCUAAGAAUAGGCAAGAGCCGUGGGUCAUCAGCGCCGAACUAGUCAAGAACACUAACACCGUCAUCUUCUGCCGUUGGGAGACGAAGACCUCGGAAGUGAUCGGGCCGCACGAGUACAAGGGAUUUGGGCACGAAUUCGGGAAGGCUUUCACAACGGAGCAGGUGCUGGGUAGCACUGGUCACCAUAGAGUCAUCUCGUACCAACUUGGACCCUUGAAGCUGAUGGUCCGCCACGAAACAGACGGGUAUUUCGGUGCAUCGUCUGCGAAGGCGUCGGCUGGGAGUGAGAAUGUGGGAGUUAAUGUUUCCUCCACAUUCCUGCCGACCUUCGCGCUUGGUCUAUCAUCUCUGAGCUCGCCUGAAGCAGCUGCGGUCGGGUCGAAGCUGAGGAUCAAGAAAGAAGGCCAAGCUAUCCCCAUUCAAUCCACCUUGGAAAUCAAAACACGCGCCGCUCAUCGACCUCUGAGCAUCCGCCAAGUUAUUCCUCAGCUCUGGGUGUCCCAGACCCCGAACCUUGUGCGCGCAUACCAUACGCAGGGAGUGUUCGAUGAGGCAAAAGCCGAAGAUGUGACAUGUGAGAUCAGAAGGUGGGAAGAGGAAAAUCAGGAUAUUAUCAAGAAGCUGAUAUUACUGAUCGAGAAGAUCGUCAACCAGGUUAAAAAUUGCGGUGGACAAGCUGUGAUCAAAUACGAUGAACGGCGUGAUAGGCUGGGCAUAUGGAAAGUGGACAGGGAGAGGAUGCUGCCUGACGACCUUUACAACAGAUUUCACGAGGACUUAUCGAAAGUAAAGGACGACUUCGAUUCCCGUUCAUGA
Aspergillus homomorphus CBS 101889 is the source of this 1176-nucleotide messenger RNA. RefSeq lists its product as uncharacterized. Bases 1 to 1176 code for a protein of 391 amino acids. NCBI's taxonomy places the organism in Eukaryota, Fungi, Ascomycota, Eurotiomycetes, Eurotiales, Aspergillaceae. The record is from RefSeq and is a predicted model, not a curated record. The transcript has a single exon.